UAGUUUAUUAGUUAUGUUUAUGGGUUCAAUUGCCUGAUUUAGUUGCAUGUUUAUCGAGUUGUAUAGAAGCACGUAGAAAUGAAAAAUCCCGAGUCUUAAAAACCAUCAUAUUUUAAAAGGAGAAAAAUAAUUAUAUAUAUCUAUAGAAUCCAUUAAGUCUAACCACCAUCUAAGUCAAUAUCCACCGUUGGAUCAUGCUAAGAUAAACAGCCGUUUAAAUUAGCAAAAAUAACCGCUCUAAUGGAGGUUAUUUGCAGUUUUCUGCUGGUGGUUUUGCUCCAGAAAUUUAGGCCCAUGAUAUCCACUCCUCUUGCAAGUUUUCUCCUUGUUUUUAGACCCAUUAUCUCUAAACCAACUACUUCAAUCUUCCUAGAAAUCUGGGUCGGUUGAGGUGAUCUUAUGCUAUAAAAUGCACCUGCAUGUGACAAGUUCAAACAUAUUCGAUCAAGCAUUCAACAAACAAAUGAAGCCAAGUAUAGCUUUCACUAAAUUUAGCGAACAAGAGUGUUCUACCAAUGAAAAUCAACUUCCAUCAGCAACUUUAUCGGGCACUUUAGCAAAGGAAAUCAACUUCAACAGUUUGACUGAUGCGGAUCAGAAUCCGUUCAUAAAAAGUGGAUCAGAAUGUUAUCAGGAAAUGGAACUUACCAGUUUGGAUGAUGAGCAGCAGAAAACGUUGGUACAAAAUGGACCUGCAUGUAAUCAGGAAAUGGAACUUACCAAUUUGGAUGUUGAGGAGCAGAAAACAAUGUAAAAACAUGGACCAGCAUGUGAUGAGGUUCGCAAGGUUGAAAGAAGCAACAAGAGGUCUAAAGCAUUAAGGAACUGGAAAUGGGACGAGGUGAUUGAGAUCGUUAGUUCUAACGAUGAUUGGGAAGAGGAUAUUGUAUGUGUGAUAAAAAGAAGCAAGUUUGCGUCUCUACACCGUGGCAAACGAGUUGUUCUGGACUGCGAA
This is a messenger RNA of Helianthus annuus (common sunflower), 955 nucleotides long. RefSeq lists its product as uncharacterized. The coding region runs from base 410 to 754 and encodes 114 amino acids. The transcript has 5 exons. The record is from RefSeq and is a predicted model, not a curated record. Lineage: Eukaryota; Viridiplantae; Streptophyta; Magnoliopsida; Asterales; Asteraceae.